Apis cerana (Asiatic honeybee) is the source of this 644-nucleotide messenger RNA. Its product is annotated as protein SPMIP1. The record is from RefSeq and is a predicted model, not a curated record. Lineage: Eukaryota; Metazoa; Arthropoda; Insecta; Hymenoptera; Apidae.
CAAUUUUAUAUAAAUUAUUGAACACGUAAUAAAAUUAAAUCAUGACAACCAAAGGAGUCUGUAAUACACGGUGUCAAGCAUUUCAUACUGAAAUGAUAAAAAAAGAGGAAAACACACGUAUUAACUGGUUUUUGAAAAAUCAACAGAAAUUAUUGGAUCAUUUAGAAAAAGUAACAAAAGUUGAAUUGCCGCCGAAAUAUGAACCAGAGAAAAAACCAAGCAUAGGCAUUAUACAUUUGAAACCCUUACCAAAUUGGAGACCUCUCGAACCUGAUGGUUCUAUCAAUAUGAAUAUAAUGAAACCAAUUGAUCCACAAACAAGAGCCAUGUUAUUUGAAGAUGCUCCAAGCUUUAUCACCAAUGAAAAUUACACUUAUAAAAGAUUAAAAGAUCUUCCAGAAAAUCGUUAUUACUAUCCGGAAUGUACAAAUUGGAUAUAUGGAUGGCAUCUAUCAGAUUAUCCAUCAAUUCCACGAAGUAAAGUUUCACAUACAUUUGUUAUGAUGCGUGAAUUUUAUCAUCCAAAAAUAUCAAGUCUUCAUAAAGAUCCAGAAUGGUAUCGUCCUUCAAGAAGAGUAACAUUUGUAUGCGAUGAAAUAAAUUAAUUAUUCUAUUAAAUAAAAUUUCAAUCAGGUAUAUUUUUA